AUGGGGUCUUUCGCGGUGCUCUGGGCAUACACCCCGGAAAUUUACCCGACCGAGAUCAGAUCUACUGGGCUCGGGGUGGCAAACUCAUGGGCAAGACUGGGUGGCUUCAUAUGUCCGUUUGUGGCGGUCGGAUUGAUAGAAGGAAGUCACAGGGAGUUGGCUAUCCUCCUCUGUGUCUUCAUUCCUGUUUUUGCCGCCCUCGUCACUGCAUGCUUUGCGUCAGAGACAAAGGGGGCUGCUCUUGGGGAGAAAAUAUCCAGCUUCCGGCACUCCAACCAAUCGCGUAGCGACAUGUCGCUUAAUAGCCCCACUUUCUUUCAUUCUGAUGUAGUGGCUGAUGCCCGUAGUGCUACUCACAGCUGCUUUCAAGUCUUUGGGGACGACAGCUCGUGCAGUGACUCUGAUUAA
Closterium sp. Yama58-4 is the source of this 408-nucleotide messenger RNA. Lineage: Eukaryota; Viridiplantae; Streptophyta; Zygnematophyceae; Desmidiales; Closteriaceae. The record is from the annotation of a GenBank genome assembly.